Molecule: messenger RNA, 561 nt
Organism: Zea mays
Lineage: Eukaryota; Viridiplantae; Streptophyta; Magnoliopsida; Poales; Poaceae
Product: serine/arginine-rich splicing factor SR30
Exons: 9
Coding region: 1-561 (186 amino acids)
Cellular component (GO): nucleus; cytoplasm
Molecular function (GO): mRNA binding
Source: RefSeq, a predicted model, not a curated record
AUGGUGGUGGCGCCGCCGAAUGGUGAGUUUGUCAACUUCACUGUGGAGUGCGACUGGAUGCUCGUCGGCAUCAAAGUCUUAGAUCCACCAAAUAUAAGACCAUCACAACUUUGUGACAUCUUUUAUCAGUAUGGUCGUAUUUUGGAUAUUGACUUGAAAAUACCUCCAAGACCUCCUAGAUAUGCAGUCGUUGAGUUUGAGGAUCCACAUGAUGCUGAUGAUGCAAUUUAUGGCCGUGAUGAGUAUAACUUUGAUGGCUACAGGUUGCAUGUUGAAUUAGCUCAUAGUGGCAGAGGCCAGUCUUAUUCUUAUGAUCGUUCAAGCAGCUAUAUCAGUGCAUGCCGUGGAGGUGUUUCUAGGCGCUCUGAUUUCCAUGUUAUGGUCACUGGUUUACCCUCAUCGGUAUCGUGGCAAGACCUGAAGGACCACAUGCGGCGCGCUGGUGAUGUCUGUUUCUCUGAUGUAUACCGUGAGGUCGGAGAAUGGAUGUGGGCAUCAAAGUCCUAUGUGCCUAGGCUAUCCACCAAUCGUGGAGGAGGAGGUUGGACGCCAAGUGAAUGA